Phymastichus coffea is the source of this 11296-nucleotide messenger RNA. It is a transcript of the gene rdgA, whose product is annotated as eye-specific diacylglycerol kinase. Gene Ontology annotation, molecular function: ATP-dependent diacylglycerol kinase activity; protein binding. The record is from RefSeq and is a predicted model, not a curated record. The transcript is spliced from 11 exons. Gene Ontology annotation, biological process: diacylglycerol metabolic process; intracellular signal transduction; lipid phosphorylation. Lineage: Eukaryota; Metazoa; Arthropoda; Insecta; Hymenoptera; Eulophidae. Bases 661 to 4812 code for a protein of 1383 amino acids.
GGAAUAGCAGCCAGGCUCUCUCUCUCUCAGUGCUAACCCCCGCGCACACGAGGCGAGAGAAAGAGUCGGAGAGAAAGAGCACACCAACACGCGCGCGCACCAGAAAAAAGUUGAAAAGAAAAGUGUAAGUGAGAGGAAGGGAGAGCGAGAGAGAGAGAGAGAGAGAGAGAGAGAGAGAGAGAGGCGCGGGGAGGUAGACGAUGAAAAAUUGAGAGCUUGGCUCGUCGUCGGCGAGCGCGAAGGCGAGUGCGAGAGUGAGGAAUCGAUAGUUCGGUACGACAACGGCGACGACGACGACGACGGCUGCGGCGGCAGCGGCGGCAGCGGCGGCGGCGGUGUCUGCGGCGACAGCGCUGAGGUGCCUCGCUGCGGAGGAGCUUUUCCGACGGCUGGCCGAAAAUAGUCGUCGCCUAAUUACGCGCUUGAGCGAGGAACGCCGACGCUGUCUCGUGGCGAACGCGCCAUGGCCGUGAGGUGGUGGCUCGAGCUGCUGGCCGCGGCUCCGCGACAGAGCGCAGCAGCGCGGACGAGCGGCGUCAGCGCGAUGACAACAACGGCGACACGAGGGGCAGUCGUAGCAGCAGUGCCACGCAACUGGCCAGCUGCGAGCAGUAGCGGCGACAGCAGCUAGUUCGCCACGACGGAGGCGAGCAAGCUGGCAUGCAGAGGCUGCGCUCAACCUUCAAGAGGUCGCGCACGCCGACCGGCGCCGAGAUGAAGUCGCAGUCGAGCCUCGAGGUACCGAAGCAAGUGCGCUCAGCCUCCUUCGACGAGAUCCAGCUGGAGGCCCAGCGGCAGGAGGCCGAGCUCAAGCACAUCGCCAGCAUCGCCAUGGCCACCAGCAGCAGUCUGGCCGCGGCGCACCAGCAGACUUCCUCCUCGUCCUCCUCCUACUCGCCGGCGCGCCAGAACAGCAACGCCUCGGCGAGCAAGCUCAACACCCUGCGCAUACCGCAGCUGCAGACCGGCCAGCGGUCCAAGAGCCUAGACGUGGGCGACCGCAGCAGCCAGGACCCGCGGGCGCCCAGCUUGCUGGACAGGUCGGCGUCCACCGCCGCGGCGAGCGCCUCCCGCUGGCGCGGCAGCAACGCCGAGCGCGACAAUCCGCCGGCGCAGGCCUACAGCUGCUGGCACUGUGUCUGCGUGGACGAGUACAAGGCGUCGUUGGCGGGCACCGACUCCUGGGAGGACGACGAGGACGAGGACGAGGACCAGGACGACGACCAGGACGCCGACGACGAGCUGGAGCGCAGCCACGAGACGCUGCUCACCGUCGACGCGCCCGCCCACCACGAGCGGCUGCCGGUCCACGUGGAUCAGGAGAGCAGCUGCUACUUCGUGGUCGUGCAGCCGGCCCUCGCCUCCUCGCCGUUGCUGCAUCAGCAGGAGCAGGACAGCAACGAGGACGAGGCGGCGCUGAGCGACUGCUCGCGGCGCGAGGGCAGUCCGGAGAUACGGGUCACGCUCACCACCGCGCGGACCGCCUCCGAGAAGACCAGCACCGACCUCGACUCGCCCGAGGGCAGCGAGCUGCCGGCGCAGCUGCUGCCCGACAACCGCCAGCGCCGUAGGUCGCUGUCCCGACAAGAGGCCCUGCCCGAGCUGCCGGCCAUUCUCGGCAUCCACGUCGCCGACGAGGCGGCCCCCGCUGCCGCUACCGCUGCCGCUGCCGCUGCCGCCUCCAGUCCCGAGGACGACGACGACGACGAGGACGACACUGACCGAGCUUGCAGUGCCGCCAGUGUCGAGAACCAAGCGGCGCAGCUGGUCGUGCGAGAUAUCUUUCUCACGGUGCCGGAUCUCAAGAGGGACCGAGCUGCGUCCGUUGACUCGUGCUUCAAUCAGAAUAAGAACGGCAAGAUCGAGACCUGCUACUCGCUGCAGGUGCCGCAGCAAAGUGCCAGGUCCAAGAGCGUCGACAUCGUUCUGCCUACCGAGAUUCAAUGCCGUUAUACCGCUUUGCUACCCGAGGACGCCAGGCAAUUCAGCGAGAAGGAGGAUACUGGUCCGAGCCAAAGAGAGCCGAGAUCGACACCGGAUUGGGGCGAGCAUGCUUUGAAUGGAGAACAUCUCUGGGUUCCCACUGCUGCCUCCGGCGAGUUUUGUUACGUCAAUGAUUGCUCGAAACACGGAUCUCGACUGAAGUGUUCAGCUUGCCGAGUAGUCGCCCAUGCAGCAUGCACUCUAACGUUGAAUUUUGCCUGCAAGCCAACAUUCCGCGACGUUGGUGUGCGUCAAUAUCGCGAGCAAAAGAUCACCAAUCACCAUUGGGUACAUCGUCGCUCACAAAAAGGCAAAUGCUCCAAUUGCUACAAAUCCUUUCAGUCGAAGCUCAGCUUCUCCUCCAAAGAGAUAAUCGCCGUGAGCUGUAGCUGGUGCAAGAGCGCCUAUCACAACCGCGAAUCCUGCUACAAUGCCCAGCGCGUUGGCGAAGCUUGUGAGUUGGGCUUGCACGCGUGCAUUAUCGUGCCACCGUCGUGGAUUGUGAAGCUACCAAAACGGGGCAAUUUCAAGAGUAGCUUGCGAAAGAGCCCGAAGAAGAAACGAAACCAACCGAAAAAGAGCAAGGAGGAGAACGAAAAGGAAGAUCCGUGCAAGAUGUGGGUUGUUAAGCCAAUACCAACGAGCAGCGUGACACCUUGUCUCGUUUUCAUCAAUCCCAAGUCUGGUGGUAACCAGGGUGCCAAACUACUGCAAAAGUUCCAGUGGCUGCUCAAUCCACGUCAGGUCUUCGAUCUCACCCAGGGUGGACCGAAAAUGGGACUGGAGCUAUUCAAGAAAGUGCCGAACCUACGGAUACUCGCCUGUGGUGGCGACGGUACGGUCGGUUGGGUAUUAUCAGUGCUAGAUCAAAUCGGUGUCACACCGGCACCAGCCGUCGGGACAUUACCACUUGGUACUGGUAACGAUCUGGCAAGAGCAUUGGGUUGGGGCGGUGGUUACACGGAUGAGCCAAUCGGCAAGAUUCUGGUGAGUUUAGCCGAGAGCGAAAUCACCAUUUUGGACAGAUGGAAAUUGGAAGUGGAAAGAAAUCCCGAGGCUGCCGGUAACGACGAGGAUGUGUCCAAAGGCAAGGAAAGCUUACCGCUCAACGUGGUCAACAACUACUUUAGUAUGGGCGUGGACGCGCAUAUCGCUCUCGAGUUCCACGAGGCCAGAGAGGCUCAUCCCGAACGAUUUAACUCGAGGUUGCGCAACAAGAUGUUUUACGGUCAAAUGGGUGGUAAAGAUUUGGUAGUGCGUCGAUGGAAAGAUCUCUCGGAAUUCGUCACAUUAGAGUGCGACGGGCAAGACAUGACGGCUAAAUUGAAGGAGCAUCGUGUACACGCGAUACUGUUUCUCAAUAUCGCGUCAUAUGGCGGCGGCACGCAUCCGUGGGGCGGUGGUAUUGGACGUGAACCAACCACAGAGGAUGGCUUGAUCGAAGUCGUCGGCUUGACCACGUAUCAGUUGCCAUUGCUGCAAGCUGGUGGACACGGUACUAGUAUCGCCCAGUGUAGUACUGCUACUAUCACCACCACAAGGACUAUACCUAUGCAGGUAGACGGAGAGGCGUGUCGACUGCUACCCUCAAUCAUCAAAUUGAGCCUAUUGAACAAAGCGACAAUGUUGUCAAAACGACGAAAUCCUGGCAAGCCAAUGCAGAAGACUCAAGAAUUGGAGAGGCUGAAGUUGCCACUGAUGAGGAUUCGCAUGGUCGAUUACGAGAACUUCCACUCUGACAAAGAAAGACUGACUAAGACUGCCACCCAAUGGGCCACUGAACCGCUCGAGCUUGACGCUGCCAUGGAUCUCGAGUCGCUUAGGAAACAACUUGCUAAGGAGUAUCCCAUGGAUAGUUGCUGCUUUCUCGAUUCUUGCACGGCGGAACGGUUUUUCCGAAUCGACCGAGCACAGGAGCAGUUGCAUUACGUCACGGAUGUCGUAAGCGAGGCCAUCUACGUGCUUCAGGAAGGUCCUGCAAGCCAAAACUCGCAAACUCAGCAGUCUACUGAUAAUCAAUCAUCCAGAGUCGACCGGCGCAAAACAUCCGCAGAAAAGAAGGCGACGCCGGCGACCAGUGCACACUCGACGGAGGGCAACAACAACAUCAGCAACCGAUACGAGUCUCGCGAUGAGCAACAGCAACAGCCUCAGGCAAAGUCGCGCCAGCAGUCCAAGCGUUCUGACAACUACCUCAAUUACGAGGAUACAAGGCAACACGCUGCUGGUGGUACUUCGACCAAAGUUGGCUCCACUUCGUCCAAACAUCAUUCCCAACAUUCGCAUGCAUCGACCGACCCACCGGCGCAUCUUCAUCACCCGGAUCCACCUGCUUUCAUCAGCCCCCGUGACAGACUGUUUGGUUUGAGUUCGGAAGUGCACGUAUUCAGCACGGAGCUGUUGGAGAAGACGUCGGAUGGCAUUUUGCGCGCCGCUAAAGUUGGCGAUUUGAACGGCUUGAAGCAAUUGCACUCGCGUGGCUACUCGUUAUUGUCGAUCGAUGCCACUGGUCAAACUGGACUGCAUAUUGCAUCACGUCUCGGCCAUAAGGAUAUCGUCAGGUAUCUCAUCGCUUGCGCUCCACCCUCUAUACUCAACAUCGUCGACAAUGACAAGGGUCAGACAGCGCUGCACAAAGCAGCGCAACAAAAACGCCGAUCGAUCUGCUGCAUGCUGGUGGCCGGUGGGGCCAAGCUCACCGUGCGGGACCGCAACGGCAACACACCCCGGGAGUUGGCGCUGCAAGCCGAGGAUCGCGACCUUGCCGCCUAUCUUCACAGCCAAGAGCAAUUCCAACUGGUGACGGAGGACAUGGACAACGUGGCAUGACGCCGCGAUGAGUACGCGUAACGAGACUACGACGAUCAUGGUAGGAGUGGUGGUGGUGGUGGUGACGUUGAUGGUGGUAGUGGGCGCAAUUCGAUGAACGUACUCCCACCUUUUUAAAGCUGAAGAACACGUCGCAAGCCUUGAUCCAACUUAUAAUAAUACAUACACACAUUCUCUCUCUCUCUCUCUCCCUCUCUCUCACAUACAUACACGCGCGCGCGCGCGCGUUCUUCCCAGAGCAAAGCUGUUGCAAGCGAGGAAACAUCAACGAGAAUAUAUAUCUUCUUUAUUUUUUCCACCUCUUGUUCAAGAAUAUUCACCGGUAUAACUCACACAUUCGAAUCACAUAUAUUUCUUGAUUGUACCGUCGUUAUAAUACAAAGUAAUUUCGAGUUUGAACGAUUCAACUUACUAAAAUAAAAAAUAAGGUUAUAUACAUUAGUGAGCAGGGAAGAGAUAUCUUAAAGGAGUGUAUAGAAUCAAUUUAAUCAACAAUCCUACAACGGAUUUCAAUAUAUCUUGUAAUUCUCGAGCUAAGAAAGAAAGAAGAACGGCAUAGAAUGACAUUUCGACGUGUUUAUAAUAUUAUUACUAUUUCAAAAAGUAAGGUUACACACACAUACACAUAUGUAUAUGUAUAUUAUUAACUAACGUACGAGUGUGUAAGUAAAAGUGUCGAGUAGUAAAAAAAUCAUGAAAUGAAAGUCUGGAUAAAGAGAUUAGCAAACAAAAAGUAUAUGAAAAAUAAGAAUAGGAAAACACUCGACUAAAUGAUGAGGAACAUAAACAAUUAAAUUUAUUACAUUUAUUAUGAUAAUUAUAAUAGUAAUAAUCGAACAAAUUCCUUUGUAAUUGUGCGUCGGUGACGCCAUCGUUUUAUGGAUGUUCCGUACCAAUCCAAAUAUAAUGACACAUCGCUACCUUUAAAAAAGCAACAAAUGGGCAUGAGUAGUUUUUUAAACUAAUUGGGAUAUCUUAUUGAAUCAAAAAAAAAGAAUAAAGUAAAGGAGGGACGAAAUUCAAAUGUCAAUUUGUAUUUGUUGUAAAAAAAAACGAAAAUUCGAUUUGAAAUUGGAUACUAGCCCUACAAACGAGACGGUUAUUUUCUUAAAAAAAGUAAAAGAAAAAAAAAACACAAAUUGGAGUGGCAACCUAAAAAUGAGAUAAACGGACAUAGGUGUUUAUUUCAGUACCAAUAUGAAAAAGAGGGAUCAACGUACGAACACCAAUUAGCUAUUAGAAGCGGUCUAUCGCUGAAACUAUACUAUUAUACUGCUAUUGUUAUAUAUACACAUAUAAGUAUAAUCUAAUCUAUCGUAAUAUCGACUCUAUGAUUAGGUCGUGUUUAAGCCUACUCGAAGAGUCUGUUUUUUGGCAAACGCGCGCGAUGCUGUAAGAUGAGAAUGGUCCGCGUGAUAUUAUUAUUAUUAUUAUUGCGUAAUAGCUACACGACACAUUCUUCCACCUAUAAAAUUUCUUGGUUUUCUUCCUUUUUUCCGUGUGUCGUUAAUGUACAGAUAUAGAAGGGAGCAAUUGUUGUAAGUACGUUCUUUUGUUCGUACAACUGUGUAGCUAUACAUCGUCAUGUAAGACAAAGUAACUUACUGCAGAUUGUUAGGUAUCGUAUAAUGUUGAGCAAGGAGCAUUAAUGUACAUUUUUUCCGGAGAGACACAAAAAAUAUUUCCUACAUUCUUUAAACCUGUAUUUUUACCGGUUCUUUCUUAAAUUAAAUUCGAAUUUUCAUGAAUAACGAACAAAAUAAAAAAGUAUUUUUCAAGCGAAAACUAAUCAAAUUUUAUCAGAUUUUACUAAGUACAGUAUUAAUCACUUUACGCUACUUUAAUUCCAUAUCAUUAUUAACGUAAGAUAUGAGACCGAUCAAAUUUGAAAUUUAUCGGGGGUUAAUAUUUUAAAGAUUUAUAAUUAUCAAAGAUUUAAAGUCGUACAAAAUACACCAACAAAAAAAAUAAUCGUUGUUACCUUGAUACAUUUUAUACUAUCACUACAAUCUAGAAGAACAAAUCUGACUUGAAAAGUUUAAGAAUAAAAGUUUAAAAAUAAAAGUUUAAAAAUAAAAAAUUUUACGACAAAAAGUAUUUAAAAAAAUGUUAUUACUUAUAACGAAACAUUUAAAUGGCUUUUUUUACAAACCACAAUUAUAUAUCGAAUCUGACAAUCUCCACGAAUAAGUUCUUCUUUCUAAAAUGAAAAAUAAAGAAAAAAAGACAAAAAAGUAACAAUCGUCGCGCUUCUUUUUACAAUGGCCGUACGGUAUAUAUAUAUAUAUUUAAUAAGAUUAAGUAUCUUAGCCGAUUACAUAUGUAUAUUGCAUGCAUGCCUAUAUACAUACGACACACACAACUCUAGUUAAAUUACAAUUACGUCAAUCGUUUAAAUGAAUUAGCAAGAGCCAAGGCACUAAAAAGGAUUAUCGACGACGAAUCGAAUACUCGUAUUCGAUUCGUCGUCAUUAAAAAAAAUUGACGAAUAGAAAAAUAAUAUUCCUAAGUACGCUAAUAUAUACAAAACUACAGAAAAAGUAUAAGUAAAUAAAUAUAAAUAAAAGAAUAAAAUAAUGCCUUGUAAGGUUCAACAGCAAACUACGCGAACGAAAGCAUAUCGGCUAUCGUGCGUACAAGUCGAAAGCACGUUAUAAUAGAGGAUAUUUAGGGAUGCGAGUAUAUUGCGUGGGAUAGUAGCGGGAGCAAGAAGUUCUAGUAUAGAAAUGCGCGCUAUAAAUAUAAAUCUACGUGUGUGCAUUGUCGGAACACAACAUUGCCUUCCUCUCAGAUUUUAGAGAGCGAGACGUUGGCCUGCUGCGCGCCAUCGGCGCAUAAAUAUACAACGUAUAUAAGUAUAUAUCUCUUUAUGAUUUAACGUUUUUGGAGCAAUAAUAAUUCGGAGGACAAUCAAUUUGAAAUGAGGGAAGGCCACCAUACGCGAGCAGGUCGGCGUCGUUCUCUCUCGUAAGUAUCUCUUUCACGCUGUAAUAUGGCGUCUGUCGUUGAGAUUUUCAUUGAUUAUAUAAGAUAAAUAUUACAUAUAAUAAAUACACUUGUAUGUACGUUGUCUAAUGGUAGAUUAUACGGAAGAUGAAUGAUACGACGCAUCACACAGGCGUUGCAACGAAAAGUUUUUGUGUCUUUGAUUUGACGAACUCUUGAUGUAUUCGCGCGUGUUUUUAGGACAAAACGAAUUCUAAAUAUAAAGAAGCUUUAUCUCUAAUUUGGGCCAGUAUCUUAAAGUACACAACGAUGAUUGUUGGCGUAAGCCCCUCGCUUUUUCGAGAAAAAAGUCUAUUGUAAAUAAAACAAAUGAAGGGUAAAGAAUGAAAAAUUCACGCUGCUCGCGAACACUUCACCUACUCAUACGAUACCCGUUCGCGACAACAAGAAUUCCAUAAAUCGAUAAAGGCAUAUAGGGCAAAGUACUAACGUAUGUACAAUGAACACUUAUUUCUCUUUAUUCUUUGGCUCUCUACGAUUGAAUUAUUGUCGUUGGCUAAUUAGGUAUAUACGCAGCCGUACUAAUCGAGUGAUUUAAAUAUAGAUCGCGCACGGUCGAAAUUUAAACAAGUCUUUAGGCAAAUCAAGUCUUAGGAUUAAUGUACCUUGAGUGAUCAUAUAUCCUUAUGCUCAUUUCGAUUAUUAAACUCUUAAUGAAUUUAGAUGGCCUCCGUACACGUGGAUUAACUUCGAACUAUAAAUUUAUAUUUUAGGUACCUUUGACCUGCUCCUCGUAAAGAAAGUAGUCGUCAAACCGCUUUAAAAAGUUUUUUUUCAAACAUUGUUCUUUCUUCCACUUAAUGUUAGUUUAUAAAUGUCGCUGAUAGACACUCAUUCCUCUGCUGAGCAUUUUUUUUUAUUUUGUAUAUUUAUGCUGAUGAUAUUUUAAUACUUACACCGCGAUGUGUACAUCUGACUUUGCGUCAUAAUAACGUAAUGAGAGUUUCCAAUAAAGUUGAUCUAUACAUUUUGUUAAUAUCAUUAUAGCGACUGUUAGCUAUUAGAGUGUGUAUAAUAAUAAUAGUAAUACAAGGGACGAGGAAAAACAAUCUUAUGUUAUGUAUAGGGAGUUUGUAAAUGAUACAACACGAAGUCGUUAGUAAAUGUUACAUGCAAAAAAACUUCCUAAUGUAACAAUGUAAAGUGUUAGAUCUUUUUAAAUAUUCUUAAUUUCUUAUAUUUAUCAUCUUAACUAACUUAACAUCCACUGUGAUAUUUACCUUUACUUUAUUGCUUUUCGAAUUUCGUUGGAGCUCGCUCAGAAUCAAAACAGACUUCGGUUAUUUUGCGAAAUAUAGAAAAGUGAAAAAGGAAAACAUAAUACGAGUGGUUGUGAAAAAUUUUAAAGUAAACAAUUAUAGACAGCCAUGAGUAAAUAGGUGGAGCGAGUUCCUAAUGUUAAAACGUGAGAAAGACAGCAAUUUUUACGUAAAACUUCAACAGAUAAACACCAAAGUAUUAAAAGACGAAAACAAGUAGCAAAGUAUAUUAAAGAAAAAAAAAAAAAAAAGAAAGCGUCGAAAGAACCAUGUUUAUUCGUACUACGGUACUGACGCAAAUCUUCUGUGCAAAGAGCUAAAAAAAAGUAACAGUAACACAAGCUUAUUCGGUACAUGCGUACGUAUCUUCCUUAAGAAAUUAAUUUACCAUUGCUGUUUGUAUGUACUAUAAUCUUUUUAGAAAGCGCGAAUCUUAAUUUUUUUGACAAACGGACGAAAAAAAAAGAAUUUAUUCACAAUAUAUCUUGCCAUCAUUAUAACUAAAUGAAUACAUUUUUGUAACAGUUCCCUAUUGUAUAUAAACAUGAGUCGAAAACAAUUAGAGUUAUCAAACUAUAUUACUGGAGAAGAUAUAAAAGAAAAUAAAUAUGAACCUUUCAGGAAAAUUACUUUCCUCGUGAAAUCUUUGUUCUUCCACGUUCGGUAUUCUUUUAUAAUGAAAAAAUUGCGUUCUGACGCAGAGACAUGUGCUUUCUUCCCGUGUGAUAUGAUUACUUCUGACAUGUAAUGUAAUGAGCUAUGCGAUCUAUCCCUUCGCAACGAAUCAUUUUUUUUAUCCAGUUCGAAUAUUGUUGAUAUAGGUUUAUCUGUCAUUAUAUAAUUUUCUUCUUAGUAAGACUGUAAGUAUCAAAAUUAUCAUUGUUAUAUUGUUGUUACCUCUGUUAUUUAAGAUCACUCCUGAUAUCUACUUGAGUUAUUAAUGCUGUAUAAGUUUUUUCUCAUAUUAAUGUUUUCGAUUCUCCUCCUACACAUUAUGAAAUUCAGCGUGUUUAUGUGUAUGAUACGUAAAAACUUCUCUUUAUAUAUUUGUUUAUUUACUAAGAGUUACAAUUACUAGUCAAAAAAUCAAGUGUAAAGAAUAUCAAAUGUUGUUGAUUUAAGGGGCUGCUAAUGCAUAAAAUAAAUGUAUGAAAACAAAAAUUUCUUUCAAUAAAUUUCAACGAAGCCCUUUGUUCUCUGAUUCCAACAGUUUCCAUUGUAUCUAAAUAAUAUAAGGCACUCAAAGAGAAUGGCUAUAAAUUAUUGAAUAUCGUACAUACUACUUAUUUUAUAUGUUAUUCUUUAGAUGAAAUACAACGAAAUCCUUAAUGUAUAGUAUCUGAGACUGCUAAUUAUUCUAAAUUUUACUAUUCUUUCGACUUAUGAUGUAUGGUAUAUUAUAUAUAUUUUUCAAAAUUCUUUUAUAGAGAUAGAAGUGCGAAUUUUUCGUUCUUAUUGGUCGAAUCGCUUGGGCGUAUUGUGUUUGUAGCCCCUUAACACUUUGAAAAUAUCAUGAAAAAAGGAGUAAGUUUAAGCUUAAUAUUGCUGCAAGCAUCGUCGUUAUAUUAUUGUAGUGUAAGAACUGACUAUUUUAAUAUAAAUCAUUCUCACUACAAAGGAAUUUGUACAGUAGCUGAGAAAAAAUGUUCGAGCGAGAUAUUGAUUGAGUAGAAAGAUAAAGUAAUCAAGAAAAAAAACCACUUAACUCUCCUCAUUUAAAAAUUACAAAUAAUUAUGAUGAAAAUACAAAAUAUAACGAAGAAAAAUAUGUGAUUUGGUAAUAAUUAAUUAUCAUAUCUUAUUUGAAAGCUGCAGUAAUAUACGACAGCGGCACAGGACCAAUAAAAUUGUUAAAAACAAAACGGUGUUGAAUUUCAUAAAAAAAAAAGUUUAGAGAGCCAAUCUAUUUAUUAAUUAAAUAACAUACUUUUUAAGCACCUCUCGGUAAGUUUCGCUACCAAACAAUCAUCUAUGAUAAUAGUACUUAUAUUUUAAUAUAAUAUCCUGAAAAUUUUGACGUCGUUCAGACAAUUCUUACCGAGUUGUGCAAGAAUAUAGCAUUAUGUUUAAAGGAGAUGUCACACACAAUCUAAACUUUAUUGUAAUUCAUAACAGUAAUUCAAUCAUUAUAUCAUUUCCUCGAUAAAGGCAAAGGUAAAAUGAUUUUACUUUCUAGAUUUAAUUUUAUGACAAAUAAAGCACUUUACUACAGCAGUUUC